Molecule: messenger RNA, 2495 nt
Organism: Osmerus eperlanus (European smelt)
Lineage: Eukaryota; Metazoa; Chordata; Actinopteri; Osmeriformes; Osmeridae
Gene: syt6a
Product: synaptotagmin VIa
Exons: 7
Coding region: 78-1700 (540 amino acids)
Biological process (GO): regulation of dopamine secretion; calcium-ion regulated exocytosis; regulation of calcium ion-dependent exocytosis
Cellular component (GO): plasma membrane; exocytic vesicle
Molecular function (GO): calcium ion binding; phosphatidylserine binding; clathrin binding
Source: RefSeq, a predicted model, not a curated record
CAGGCUCUGGCUUCCGUUUGUGUGGGUGCGUUAGUCUCCCUGGAUGAGCACGCGAGACAGAGGAUGCAGCUGGGAGCAUGAGUCCUGACGAAGAGGAGUAUGACAUGGUCUGUCAGAAAGCUGUGACCCUGAUUGUUGACCUUUGUCUCCAGAACAGCGCUUUACUGGACUCGGACACCUGCGAGGACUUCCUCUUCUUGCUCUCCAACCAGAGCUCGGACAACAAGGAGCCAAGCGUCACAUUUGGCCUGCUCGUCUGCCUGUUUCUGCUCUGCGGCCUGGCCCUCCUGGGCCUCUGUGCCUUUGCCUCCUGGAAGCUGUGCUGGGUGCCUUGGCGGAACAAGGCCCUGUCCUCCAGCUCAGCAGCCCUCAGCCCGGCCUGCGGCCCUGACAGCUGCCCCCUCCAGCACCACAACCUCCCCAGCCCCCAGCAGCCACUGGUCACCAUGGCGACAGAGAAGGUGAAAGGACCCAUGGGCUCCAUGGGCUUCCUGGAGGCGGCGGUGAAGAUCAGCCACACCUCCCCUGACAUUCCGGCUGAGGUGCAGCGCUCCAUGAGAGAGCACUUUCUGCGCCGCACGCAGCGCAUGCAGCGACAGACCACUGAGCCGGCAUCCUCCCCCAGGCACAGCUCAUUCAAGAGACACUUGCCCAGACAGAUGCAGGUGGGCAGCCUGGAUCUUGGCAACGACUAUGUGGACGAGGACGAGCAGCCGACCAGCAUCGGGCGCAUCAAGCCGGAGCUGUACAAGCAGCAGUCCCUGGAGACCGAGGAGUCCUCCAAGAACGCCAGCGGCAAGAACUGCGGCAAGAUCAACUUCUCGCUCAAGUACGACUACGAGGAGGAGGCGCUGAUCGUCAACAUCCUGAAGGCCUUCGACCUUCCCGCCAAGGACAUAUGCGGCAGCUCCGACCCCUACGUCAAGGUCUACCUGCUGCCCGACCGCAAGAAGUUCCAGACACGCGUCCACCGCAAGACGCUCAACCCCACCUUCGACGAGUCCUUCCAGUUCCCCGUGCCUUACGAGGAGCUGGCCAUCAGGAAGCUCCACAUGAGCGUCUUUGACUUUGACAGGUUCUCCCGCCACGACAUGAUCGGGGAGGUGGAGGUGGACAACCUGUUUGAGACGUCCGAUCUCUCCAGGGAGACGGUCAUCUGGAGGGACAUUCAGUACGCCACCUCUGAAAGUGUGGAUCUUGGUGAAAUUAUGUUUUCACUUUGCUACCUGCCAACCGCAGGCAGACUCACACUUACUGUCCUCAAGUGUAGGAACCUCAAGGCCAUGGACAUCACAGGAUACUCGGAUCCCUACGUCAAAGUAUCUCUCAUAUGCGACGGGAGGCGUUUGAAAAAGAAGAAGACCACCAUCAAGAAGAACACGCUGAACCCCACAUACAACGAAUCCAUCAUCUUCGACAUCCCUCCAGACAGCAUGGACACCGUCAGUCUGCACAUCUCCGUCAUGGACUACGACUUGGUAGGUCACAACGAAAUCAUUGGCGUUAACAGAGUAGGCUGCAACGCUGAAGGUCUUGGCAGGGACCACUGGAACGAGAUGCUGGCCUACCCAAGGAAGCCCGUUGCACACUGGCACCCCCUGCUGGAGUCCAAAAAAUCUGAGAAAGAGUGGAAAGCGAGAACGGCCAGCUUUGAUAGCCAGGGUUCCUGCCCGUCCCCCAGACCCCCUGCCAGCCCCUGAGCAGAACCACCUGUGACCCGUUGGCCCAGGUUUGGUUCUCAUCUCCCCUGCUGACUCCCUCCCCAUCUGUGUUUGCCUGAGGAGAAACUCAACCCCGGUCCUCUCCCUCUUCCUCCAGCGUGGCCUCACAGCACCCCCAAGGAUCUAGGAUCAGAGUAACAGUGUUUCUUUCAAGUUGCCGUGAAGUUAGGUUUGCUGAUCUGGAGUCAGCGUGUGGGAGGUGGGGGGGGGGCAUUGUUUACCCUGAGCUUCCCUAGUUGCGUGUUCUCCCUGAAAGCGAGGUGUCUGAGUUGAACUGCAGGCUCUUGAUUUCCAGUGUAACUUGGAGUGGACUGAGCCUGAUGGAGUGUGAUGCAGUAGUCCAUCCCUGUACUCUGGAGUUUCUGGCUCUUUGAUGAGGGCCUCUCGUUGAAGCUCUUUGAACGCAGUAAAGGUUUCUCAGAGAGAGCAUAAGGACUUGGAGAAGCCCUUACAAAAAAGAUUAUCCAGUGCUGUAAUAACGUUGUGGCAAUAUUGAUGUUGUAAUUAUGGCAGCCAAUACAAGCUGUUGUGUUGCAAAGCCAGCAGGGCUGGAGGAAAUGAAUGGGAGAAUCUGCUGAACGGCAAACUAUUAUCAUCAUCAGAAAGAUGAUUAACUUGCCACCCAUCACAAAAUCAAAUAGAAACAAUGUUAUUCACAGAUAUAUUCAGUACUGUCGAUGAGGUUGGCAUUUUAAAAGAAAAGCACACUUAACACACCCUUACCUCUCUCUUUGUUGUUUUUUUAGUCCUGGCACCUCUGCCUUUUCUUCCUAU